CGUGCAAGCUUAAUUUACUCCCAUUUUCCUAUUAUUGAGCUGUAGUUAAAUUCCAGAAGGCUGUGAAUUUACCUUGUUAAUAUUUGGUCAUUUUUGUUGUGAUGUCACUUUCACAUUGUAGUUAUCUUUAUACGUAUUUGGGGAAUAACUCUGAAUUACACAGUAGAUGACAGAAUCGCCAUAACAGUCAUCUUUGCAGUAAUGCUUCUGUUGUGCUUCUGCAUCUUAAUUAAAGGGUUGACUGCUAUCAGAGAUCAAAAUACAUCUGAAAGUGGCUGGUUGUGUGAACAGAUUCAUGCUAAAUUAAUAGCUACAGCUGAUGUAUGCUAUUAUGUUGUACCUUCAAUGCAAUUUAUGCUCUUGUGUUAUGCUUUUGGAAUUUCAAGAAAUGCGUUUUUACUUUCUGGGCCCUUAAUAAUGGUGACUGUAUUCCAUUGGAGUUAUGUAUGUGAGACAAAGUUCAUGUGUAAUCCCCUCACAUGGAGGAUAAUGUGGUUAAUUUUCAUGUUUGUUUCAAGUUUAAUAAUGUUCUACUUCUACCUUACAACAAUGAAAAGUGAAAAAGAUUAUUUUGAAUGGGCCUGCAUGGCUGGAUUUCUCCAUUUAUUAUGGGCAAUGACAUACUUUCCAUAUAUAUUAGAUAAUCUGGAUUAUCCUCGUAAAGUCUGGGUGUAUCUGUUUGGAUCAGUUGGUGUUGUUUUAGUCAUCACUGUUGUAAUGAUGACCGAACUGAUACUGAAAACAGUAAACGGUAAACGUACAGUGGGGGAUCUGAGAAUCAUUGUCUUUCCUUCUGAAAGUGUCUUUGUCUUAUUUGGGAUGGCCGCACAAAUGUUAGAGUUCUAUAAAACUCGUGAAAGAAGGUCAGAGCUUGCUGCUCAGAACACAGCAGAAGCUCAUGAAACUUUUUCUGGACCAGAUGCUGGUAUGUUUCAUGAACUUGAGCCUCUUUCUAAUUCUCCUUCAGGAGACUCACAACAUCAGUUGGAGAUUUUUUCUAGACAUGAUUCUGGAGACCCAUGACUGAAUCUCUUUCUGACUGUGAACAACAUGCUGAGUGAUGUUUUUGAUUUUUAUAGCAGAUACAGGUGUUAUUUUUAACCCUCUGGGGUCUGGAGUGUGUUAUGGGCCCCGGGGAUGUUGACAUGCCUUAACAUGUGUGCUUUUUUCUGUUACCCCAUUUAAGCCCACCGGCAACUAUAGUUGCCACAGUGUAUGGUUGUCAUUUUCCUUUUGUAAGUAUUUUUCUAGAUGUUUUCCAUGUUUUAUGUCUCAAUGACAUGCAAGAAAACAACCAAAUAAAAGGAUUUCAAAGGCGAUGAAACUGAUCAGGAAGAUUAUUUAUAAAGCAAUCUUUAGUGGUAGAAGUGAUGGUUCUACCAUAUUUAUG
This is a messenger RNA of Megalobrama amblycephala (Wuchang bream), 1390 nucleotides long. RefSeq lists its product as uncharacterized. Lineage: Eukaryota; Metazoa; Chordata; Actinopteri; Cypriniformes; Xenocyprididae. The record is from RefSeq and is a predicted model, not a curated record. Bases 202 to 1023 code for a protein of 273 amino acids. The transcript is spliced from 9 exons.